Messenger RNA from Symbiodinium sp. CCMP2592, 774 nucleotides. The record is from the annotation of a GenBank genome assembly. NCBI's taxonomy places the organism in Eukaryota, Dinophyceae, Suessiales, Symbiodiniaceae.
AUGCAGGUUGAGUUCGAGUUCCAUCGCUACGUCCGUCCUACAGAGAAGCCACUUCUCUCGGACCCACGCAGGUUCAGGAUCACGGCUGGCAGCACUGAGAAGUUUCUCGUGGCCACGAACAUCAGUGGCUGGGUGAUUUCCUACGAGGGCAUCACGGCGGGACCAAGCGCGGAAGUUCCUCCCACCCCGAGCGUGGAUGGGGCGGUCAGGGCGGACCCUGAGGAGCGGCAGCAGCGUGAGACAGUGCCGGUGAUGGGCCAGCAGCAGACAUCAGGGAUGUCACGUCUGGUCUGGACGGUGGACUUCUGCAAGGAGCUGACAGGCAUCCAGCAGGAGUGGGUGGAGGAGGCGGACACCCUUGAUGCAGUUCUCCGAGACUUCUACCACUUUCUGGAAGAACGCUCCUUGGUCCACCGCCCACGAGAUCGGACAGCCCAGAGCCGACGCUUCGUGAUUUGCACCGAUGGGCCUUCGGAUCUCCGUCAGUUCUUGGAGCCCGAGACCCGCCGAAAAGGUUUCGGCUUCCGGGGCUGUUGGCACUCCUACGUCAACGUCCGGCGGCAGUUCGCCAAUGCCUUUGGCUCCGGCAGAGAAUGCAGCCUGCAGGAGAUGUUGAGUUGUCGUGGCAUGUCCUUCGAUGGCAGGCCCCACUGUGGCCUGCACGACAGCCGCAACAUUGCCCGGCUCGUCGUGGAUUUGCUGCGUCAGGGUCAUCCGUUGAUGCCGACUUCCAUUGCUGAGCCACGCCGCAAUGGGAGAAGGCCCCGGCGAUGA